UAAGUUUAAUAGUGCUGUUAAAUGUCGUCACUAAUAUUACAGUUAUUUAAAUUUUACAAAAAGCAUGUGAUUUACGUUUCCUUUAUUUGCAAUUGUAAAUACAUUUAAAAUGAGCGCUUUAGAAGAAGAAUACAUGAACUAUCUGAAAGAGUCGGGUGUCUUGCCACGCCUUUUGGAUAUACUCAAGCAAUUGUCAGACAAUGAUCCCAUGCCGGUAGACCCUCUAACUUUCUUGCUAAAUAAACUUGGCUGUCCGCUCAAAACGCAGCCCCAAAUGAAGACGCUGGAGCGUAAGGUGUCACGGGCUCUCGAUGAGUUGCGCUACCUGCGUCGCUUGCUGAUCGACUUGGGUGGUGGCGACCAACUCUACGAUAGCGACACCGAUGAGGAGGAAUUUGUUGGAGCUGUUGAAAGCGCCGAAUCUUAUGAUGGGUAUUUUCAUGUGCCGCCAACUUUUAGGCACGCUGAAACCAUUGUCUUAAAUCAGGGCAUCGACAUGGACAAGCCCUGCUGCAGUAGCUCCUUGAUGGGGGAACAGCAUUAGUUGCAUGCAAUAUGAUUUAAAACAUUUCCGGGACAGCACCCAUUUCCAUUUUUAGUAGUAGUAAGUCGUUUUAUUUUUUUUCAUUUUGUUUAUGAAUGCAUAUUGAACAGUAGCUCAAAGACAACGUUGCGUUUCGCGUUGCAUUAGUAGAAAAUAAUAAUAAAGGUAAAUAUUUUGAUGUA
Messenger RNA from Drosophila willistoni, 726 nucleotides. RefSeq lists its product as uncharacterized. The record is from RefSeq and is a predicted model, not a curated record. NCBI's taxonomy places the organism in Eukaryota, Metazoa, Arthropoda, Insecta, Diptera, Drosophilidae. The transcript has 3 exons. Bases 110 to 544 code for a protein of 144 amino acids.